AUGUGGGUAUGUAACGAUGAAUCUAUACAUUUAUUAUUUCCUAAAUGUGAAGAAGUUUUAGGUCAUAUAAAAAUAAGGCACGCACAUAGCUUAUAUAAUGAUAAAUGUAAUAAAUUUGGUGAUAAGUAUUCAGACAUUUUUAACUCCAAUAUUAAAGAUAUAUGCUGUCAAUCCUUGUAUUAUUUAAAUAAAGUAUAUAAUGAAAGAAUUGAUGAUUCAUUAGACAAAGCAGGUUUUAAAUACUUGUAUUAUUGGUUAUAUAAGUAUAAGCUAAAAUUGGGGGGAAAAAGCACAGAUAUUAAAAAAUUUUAUGAGGAAUUAAUGAAUAUAUUUAAACAAAAUAACAUGAAUAUAUCAUACAUAACGGAUUAUCAAAGUGUCACUGAAGAGGAAAUCGAAAAUCUCAAAAAUUUAUAUGAUAUGCAUAACAGCUUCAUUUUCAUAAAAGAAAAAUGUAAUCCUAAUGAAAAUGUGAGUUAUUGCACUAAAAUAUUAGAUAUUAUGAAUAAAUAUAAACCACAAAAUAUAAUGGAGCAUGAUGAAACUUGUACAGGAAAAGAAUUGCAUAAUUGUAAAAAUAACAUUGUAGAAGCCAUUAUAAUACCAAUUUUUAUAAUAUUAGUAAUA
This is a messenger RNA of Plasmodium gonderi, 627 nucleotides long. RefSeq names its product variable surface protein. The annotation marks the transcript as partial. NCBI's taxonomy places the organism in Eukaryota, Apicomplexa, Aconoidasida, Haemosporida, Plasmodiidae. The transcript is spliced from 2 exons. The record is from RefSeq and is a predicted model, not a curated record.